Osmia lignaria (orchard mason bee) is the source of this 2235-nucleotide messenger RNA. It is a transcript of the gene Scgalpha, whose product is annotated as sarcoglycan alpha. Gene Ontology annotation, cellular component: sarcoglycan complex. Lineage: Eukaryota; Metazoa; Arthropoda; Insecta; Hymenoptera; Megachilidae. The record is from RefSeq and is a predicted model, not a curated record.
AGACGAAUAGUCUGUUUAUCGUUCGUCGAUAAAGUACCGCGAAAGAAUUAACCCUCGGUAAAUUACCCUGUGUAAUGUAUCAGAGAUCCGUUUUCUCUUGGUAUUUUACGAUCUCCUUAGUUUUGCUCAAUUUCUACGUAAAACUAGGCCGUAAAAAGGAGACGAUUUUAUAAUUUUCAUCGAUAUUUUAUCUCGCGUAAACGAAUAGUCUGUUUAUCGUUCGUCGAUAAAGUACCGCGAAAGAAGUAAUUCUCGGUAAAUUACCGUGUGUAAUAUAUUUGGAGAUCCGUUUUCCUUAAUUUUGCUCAAUUUCUACGUAAAAGGAUUCGCAUUAACUUCGUAUUAAUUGAUUUAAUAAGGGAGACGUAAUUCUGUUCCCUAUCUAAAUCGACGCGAUCCGAUAACGAACCAGCAAUUAUGGAAAAUCCUCGAUAGACGUAACGCACGGUUUCUGGUUCGCGCGUUAACAUUACAACUGCAUUGUAUUUAGUAUUUACGCGUAAGUUCGAGCGACGCAUUGGAGGUUCGACGACGAGGAAAAGGAGAGGAAAAAAGUUGAAUGAAGAAAGAAGAAUUAAAGAAGAGAGGCAGAGGAUGUUACAAGUUGACAUUAUUACAACAUUGCACGUACGAAAGACGCGCCAAACAAGAGUCAGCGAAGCGAAACGAAAGAGGAAGAAGGAAGGAAAUAAGUAGGUCGUGUCGCGUCGCGUACGAAGGUACGACAAAGAGCAUGCUCUCGGGCGUAAUAACAUUGUCGUUGGCGGUGGCGGCCUUCGCGAGCGCCGAGAGCAUCCUAAUGACCGAGGUGUUCGUCAUUCCAAUCAGGCCAGAGACUUUCGACUGGAGGGAAGACGGACGAUACGAUCAGUUUUCCUAUCAGCCCUCGUUACUGAACGCGCCCGAUCUUCCCUCAUGGAUUCAUUACACGUACAGCAAGCGAGAUCACCAUGGCUUUCUGUACGGCGUCGCGCCAAGGAAUCAGAAAUACUUCCAGUUGGAGAUCGUAGGCCUGAACAAACACACCUACGAAACCAGGUACAAGGUCCUGGACAUGAAGGUGCUCGAAAAGGAGAACCUGACCAAGUACGAGGUCCAUCUGAAGAUCGAUAAUCUGAACGUGGAGGACAUGUUCAACCGCAAUAGAACCGAGCAACUUCUCGAUAUAUUUAGAAAGAAAUUAUGGAAAGACGCGACGGAUUUAUACGCAACGUUCCUAGCAUCAGCAGUCGAGCUGGGUGCUCGUCUGCCGUUGAAACCGAGCGAAGGCGAAGGGGUCGUUAUAAGGCUAGGCAGUUCGAUGCCAUUUUCACAAGAAUUGAACGAACUACAGGAAGAGGUGAAACCUCUAUGGAAAUUACCAUUCUGUCCACGGGACUUCAAACGCACCAGUGUGGAGAGACUGUUCAGGGAAGCUGGAUUUGCCUUGGACUGGUGUUCCUUUAGAUUAGUAAUUAGGAAGGAAGUCGAGCAAGAGCAACAAAGCUUGCAGCAUGAGAGCGCAAGACGUGGACAGAGUAUGAACGUGGUAGGUUUAUCAGCCUCUGGAAUUUCGGAGCACACGGAGUGGCGUUGGGCCAGGUCGACGAAGGCUAGCGUUCCCACGAGAAGCUACUUCAACGAAAUCGUCACCACGAUCUUUGUGCCCACUAUACUUCUUCUCGUGUUGGCUGCUUUGCUCAGCACUGUGCUGUGCCUCAAUCACGAGAAAAUGAACGAUCCCGAAUCCGAAGAUUAUUUCAACGAAUUGUUUAACGUUUUUCUCGCCAGAAACCAAGUAGCCAGGGAAAAGAGAGAGAUCUCGUCAGGGGAAGGAGUUAGCAACAACAACAUACAAAUGGUACAGUAUGCUACCAUCGAAAGGGGUACUUUGAAGUCACUCUCUGCUCAGCCUUCCAGUCCCAACGAUUCUCUAUUACGAAGUCCUAGGAUAUCCAAUGAACGUUGUAAUCCGUAUAUUCGACCAAAUCCACCGCCAUACACAGGACCACCUAAUCUCAUUGGCAUUCGAGCUGAUUUCUGACUACACGAGGAGCCAGCAAAAACGUGGUUUUGCUGAGUGAAUAAGCUUUAAUAUUACAAGCUUUACCGGAUAAAUCGCAAAAUCAUCGAAACUGGCUCCAUUAUUUGAAAAACAAUUGCCGACAGUAGAUAAGUAUUUAGUGGUUGGUAGAAAUAAACUAUUUCUAAUCUUAUGUAAAUUGCAUAAAGAGAGCUAAUUUUCAAUCUCGCAAA